CUGGACAUGAUGGAGAAGUAUGCAAACAAUCUCGAGAAUUUGGUGCCUGAGAGGACAGAAAAUUAUAUGAAGAGAAAAAAAAUGACAGAAAAUCUCUUACUUCGAAUGCUACCGGUGUAUGUUGCAGACAGAUUAAAGAGAGGGGAGCCAGUUGUUCCGGAAUUGUAUGACUGUGAGUCUAUCUAUUUUUCUGAUAUUGUAGGCUUCACUGCCUUAUCUGCUGUAAGCACGCCAAUUGAGGUUGUGUAUAUGCUGAACGAACUUUACACAUGUUUUGACGCCAUCGUUGAAAACUAUGACGUGAACAAAAUAGAAACUAUUGGGGACGCAUACUUUGUUGUAAGUGGACUACCAUUACGUAAUAGAAAUUUUCACGCCGGUGAGAUCGCUUCGAUGUCAUUACACAUGCUUCAAGAAAUCAUGAACUUUAAAAUCAGCCAUCGUCCAUCAGAUACUCUUAAACUCCGUAUAGGAAUUCAUUCAGGCCAAUGUGUAGCAGGCGUUGUCGGCUUGAAAAUGCCGAGGUAUACAAUAUUUGGUGACACUGUUAACACUGCAUCACGAAUGUUAUCUAUUGGUGUUCGUAAGUAA
Molecule: messenger RNA, 591 nt
Organism: Ruditapes philippinarum (Manila clam)
Lineage: Eukaryota; Metazoa; Mollusca; Bivalvia; Venerida; Veneridae
Product: atrial natriuretic peptide receptor 2-like
Biological process (GO): intracellular signal transduction; receptor guanylyl cyclase signaling pathway; cGMP biosynthetic process
Molecular function (GO): peptide receptor activity; guanylate cyclase activity
Source: RefSeq, a predicted model, not a curated record